Messenger RNA from Cyprinus carpio (common carp), 601 nucleotides. Its product is annotated as histone H2A. Gene Ontology annotation, molecular function: structural constituent of chromatin; DNA binding; protein heterodimerization activity. The record is from RefSeq and is a predicted model, not a curated record. NCBI's taxonomy places the organism in Eukaryota, Metazoa, Chordata, Actinopteri, Cypriniformes, Cyprinidae. Gene Ontology annotation, cellular component: nucleosome.
UCGCAGCUCUCCGAAUUACUAUUCAUUAUUUGAGCUGUGUUGGAAGAACUAACACUACAAUGAGCGGAAGAGGCAAAACUGGUGGAAAAGCCCGCGCUAAGGCCAAGACUCGCUCCUCCAGAGCUGGGUUGCAGUUCCCCGUCGGUCGUGUUCACAGGCUUCUCCGCAAAGGUAACUAUGCCGAGCGCGUCGGUGCCGGUGCUCCGGUGUAUUUGGCUGCCGUACUCGAGUAUCUUACCGCUGAGAUCCUGGAGUUGGCUGGAAACGCCGCUCGGGACAAUAAGAAGACCCGUAUCAUCCCCCGUCAUUUGCAGCUGGCGGUGCGUAACGACGAGGAGCUGAACAAGCUUCUGGGCGGCGUGACCAUCGCUCAGGGCGGCGUGCUGCCUAACAUUCAGGCCGUGCUGCUGCCCAAGAAAACCGAGAAACCAGCCAAGACCAAGUAAACUGAAGUUUCUCUUCAACCAAAGGCUCUUUUAAGAGCCACCCAUUUUCUCUGUGAGAGUGAAUUCCUUCAUCUGAUCACGAAAUUUAUAUGAAAAUCUGUAAGAUUAUAAACGUUAUAAAUAACUUUACAGUAGCAAAGAGCACAGCAUAAAAU